AUGAAGCGUUUCGGCCUCAAGAAAUCGUCUAACGACGACGACGACGAUUCCAACCGCCGUGCUCUAUUUGGAUCGAAGUCGAAGAGCAAGAGUCCUGCGCCGAAUCCCUACGCAAAACCUAUUCCUGCGGACCCUUACACGAGAGCAAAAGCCAACCUCGGUGUAGCACCCCCACCUCCCGGCGUGGAACUCCACAACCCAGCAAGCGGUGGAAUUCCCGGCGAUAACAAGGCUCAAAUUCCAGCCGAUAACAAAUACCAAGGCUACACGCCAAACUCGUAUGGCGGCCAGGGCGGAUACGGAGCGAAUCGCUAUGGUGGCGGCGCGGGCGCUGCUCCAACGUCACGAUACGGACCAGGUGGUUAUGGCGGAUUAGGCAGCUCUGACCCCAACAACCCAUCGGGCGGUGAUGACAACAGAGCCGCUCUCUUCGGCGGAGCCAGUGAGAGAGCUGCGGCGCAACCCGCCAAUGCACCACCUCCGUAUUCCGAGCAACAGGCUGGCCAGCCUGGUGGUGGGUAUGGCGGCGGAUAUUCCGCCGAUACCUUCCAGGAACGCCAUCUCACUGCUGAGGAAGAGGAAGAACAAGAAAUCCAGUCCGUUAAACAAGAUAUUCGAUUCAUCAAGCAGGGCGACGUUUCAACUACCCGAAAUGUUCUCCGUAUUGCUGCACAGACCGAGGAAACGACCCGAGAGACGCUCGCCCGUCUUGGUGCCCAGGGCGAAAUGAUUCACAACACGGAGAAGAAUCUUGAUGUCGCUACUGUGGAGGGCCGCAUCGCAGAUGAAAAAGCUAAAGAACUGAAGACGUUGAAUAAGAGCAUGUUCGCUGUGCAUGUAUCGAACCCGUUCACCAGCGCCCAGCGAAAGAGAGAGCGCGAUGAGCGGGUUAUGAACAACCACCGACAGGUGCGCGACGCGCAAUCGGGUACUCGGAGUGAGGCGUACCAGACCAGCCAGCGCAUGGAGCGAACAUUCAGAGAAAUCGAACGUGAAGACAGAAAGGCCCCGAAGCCGAAGAAGACAUCUGUCACCGAACGUGCCAAGUAUCAGUUCGAGGCAGACAGUGAAGACGAAGCAAUGGAGGAUGAGAUUGAUCAUAACUUGAACUUGAUUUCGGGUGCCACAGGCCGACUGAAUCUUCUGGCGAAAGCGACAGGUCGCGAGCUGGAUGAGCAGAACAGGCAUUUGGAGCGCAUCACUGGCAAGAGCGAGAACGUCGACGAUCAGCUUGCCAUGAACCGCGCCAGGUUGGACCGCAUU
Molecule: messenger RNA, 1263 nt
Organism: Aspergillus versicolor CBS 583.65
Lineage: Eukaryota; Fungi; Ascomycota; Eurotiomycetes; Eurotiales; Aspergillaceae
Product: putative plasma membrane SNARE protein (Sec9)
Exons: 2
Biological process (GO): exocytosis; vesicle fusion
Cellular component (GO): plasma membrane; SNARE complex
Molecular function (GO): SNAP receptor activity; syntaxin binding
Source: RefSeq, a predicted model, not a curated record